GGAGACCCUCGCAUAGUUGACGAGUGGAUUCAGGGCCUGGAGUUUAUCUUCGAGGUCAUGGAGUGCCCUGAGAGGUAUCGCGUCAUUUGCGCUCAGCUUCAGCUCACCGGAGAUGCUAGGCUCUGGUGGAACGCUUACUGGGGCAUGCGCCCCGGUGAGAAAGCAGGAUGUACGUGGGAGAUGUUCAAGGACUUAGUCCGUGAGAAGUACUAUCCCACCUACUACCGAGCAGAGAUGGAGCGUCAAUUUCUAUCGCUCCAGCAGGGUACUCGUACUGUCGACGAGUACGAGAGGGAGUUCACGAGACUUGCAGCUUUUGUUCCUGAUCUGGUCCGCACGGAGGCCCAGCGAGCGCAGCGUUUCAUUGACGGACUUUGCCCAGCAGUCCAUCAUAACAUCGUAGGCCACGGGACACAGACGUAUGCUCGAGCAGUCUCCAUUGCUCAGGAGGUGGAUGCUAGUAUCAGAAGGGAGGCCGUUCGUGCCCAUUCGUCUUCAGUUCCACCGACGUCAGCUUUGCCAUCUACCCAGCCGCCCAAGAAUAACAAGAGGAAGGAUAAGGGUGCCCAGACAGAUAAGAGGGCUCGACGAAGGCUUCAGCAGGUUCCACAGUGCCCGACAUGUGGACGACAUCACCGAGGCGAGUGUCGCUUUGGUCAGGAUGUGUGCUACUACUGCCAUGAGCCCGGACACUUUGCGAACCAUUGUCCGAAGAAGGCUCAGCAGCCUCAGCAGCCUCAGCAGCCACCGCAGCAGCAGCAGCCCCGUCAGCAGGCCCAGAGGCAGCCCCAGCAGCAGCAGCAGAGGGGUAGACAGCAGGGCAGAGUCUAUGCCAUUGAUCAGGCAGAGGCAGAGCAGCAGCCAGGUACCAUGUCCGGAAUGGUUAUUCUUAAUAAUGUUCCUGUGUUUGCUUUAUUUGAUACUGGAGCGACACAUACCUUCAUUUCACGACGAUGUCUUGACGCCAUCGGAGUUCGCGCUACUACCGCUAUCGAUCCUCUUGAGGUGAGUUUGGCCUCGGGACGAAAGAUAGUGACAUCAGCUAAAGCCUCAGAUCUUAGCCUUUCCAUCGGUGGCCGAGUUUUGCCUACCGACGCGUUUGUUCUCGAGAUGAAGGACUUCGACCUUAUUCUCGGAAUGGAUUGGCUAUCCUCUUAUCACGCAGAUAUCAAGUGUCACGACCGGGAGAUUACUCUUUAUCUUCCGAGAGAUGAGUCGAUUACUUUCUUCGGCUCCAGAAAUCGUUCUUUGCCUCAUACAGCACGUUCACCUCACGAUGUUCCAGUCGUUCGAGAGUUUGUGGACGUAUUCCCAGACGAGCUUCCAGGAGGACCGCCCGACCGACAGGUGGAGUUUUCUAUCGAUCUCAUUCCAGGGGCCGGUCCAGUAUCCAAAGCCCCGUACCGUAUGGCGCCUAAGGAGUUGCAGGAGCUUAAGGAGCAGAUUCAGGAGCUGUUACGACUCGGUUUCAUCCGACCAAGUGUGUCACCUUGGGGAGCGCCCGUUCUCUUUGUUAAGAAGAAGGACGAAUCCAUGCGCAUAUGUAUCGACUACCGGGAUCUUAACCGGUUGACGAUCAAGAACAAGUAUCUGCUUCCCAGGAUUGAUGACUUAUUUGAUCAGCUGAGGGGAGCCUGUGUGUUCUCGAAGAUUGAUAUGCGAUCAGGCUACCACCAGCUGAAGAUCAAGGAGUCAGAUAUCGCUAAGACCGCUUUCAGGACUCGUUACGGCCAUUACGAGUUUGUU
Messenger RNA from Striga hermonthica, 1746 nucleotides. The record is from the annotation of a GenBank genome assembly. Lineage: Eukaryota; Viridiplantae; Streptophyta; Magnoliopsida; Lamiales; Orobanchaceae.